Aspergillus ruber CBS 135680 is the source of this 4533-nucleotide messenger RNA. RefSeq names its product putative eukaryotic translation initiation factor subunit eIF-4F. Gene Ontology annotation, molecular function: protein binding; mRNA binding; translation initiation factor activity. Gene Ontology annotation, cellular component: eukaryotic translation initiation factor 4F complex. The record is from RefSeq and is a predicted model, not a curated record. The coding region runs from base 1 to 4533 and encodes 1510 amino acids. The transcript has 4 exons. NCBI's taxonomy places the organism in Eukaryota, Fungi, Ascomycota, Eurotiomycetes, Eurotiales, Aspergillaceae.
AUGACCUCGAUCCCUCCUCAGAAGCAAGGCCUUCAAGGACAGAGCGCUUCCUCUGACACCCCCGCGAACACUUCCUCUUCGUCGCCCACGCCGGCCAACCGGUCGUCCUACGCCAACGCCACCAGAAAGUCCGCGACGGACUCGACCGCCGCGCCCGUCACCGUGGGUGGCUCUUCGCAACAUGGGCAGUCGACCUCAGCAUCUUCUGUGAGCGGCAAACCCAUGCAACAACAAACAAAUACCCCCUCCUCUACCUCCUCCCCCGGCGUCACCAUCGUCAAUGGCGCUCCCGCUUCCCAGCAGCAGCAGCAGGGCGACCACUCUCGCAAACCCUCCGUGACCAUCACCUCCGCCGGUACUUCGGGCUAUAUUCCCAACGGGGGCCCUCCUAGCCGUCCCAACAGCUUGCAGUUCGGUUUUGCAAACCAGCAGACUUCCCCCAUGGGCAAUCCUGCUGUUUUGGCCGGCCAGCCGCAGUCCGGGUUGGGUGUGUCGCCUUCCAUGAACCCCCGCGUUACCUCGCCUCAGACCUCUCCAUCGCCUAUUCCCCAGCCGGCAUCUAGCGGUGGUCGCCCUCCUCCGUCGUCUUACCAGUCGCAGGGAAAUGUUCCGAACUUUGGCAGCUUUGGUGAUGCCGGUGACGCAAACCGCCCGCAAGCACCCCUUGGUCCCGGUCCUCAGGCGACCCAUCUCCGUCGCGAAUCGUCCCAGUCUACGCAUAGCGAUAUGAACAACCAGAUUGGUGGCGCUCCUGCUGGUCCCGGUCGUGGUGGUUAUGGUGGCCGCGGCCGUGGAUACUCGCAGUCGGGCUAUCAGGGUCAGAUGCCCUACUCGCCGGGCCCGAACUUCCGCACGCCCAACCAGCCUCGCGGCGGACCCAACAUGGGCCCACAAUUCCACGGCAACCAAGGCCGUCCGCUUGCUCCGUUCCCCAAUUCGCCACACCAGGCCAGCCGCAGCCCAGCUCUGGCCAACGCUCAUCCCGCGACGACUCCCCAGAUGAACCAGGUUCCCAUGGCUCCUCCUCAGAUGCCUCCUCAGCCGUUCGCCUACGGUCAGCACAUGGCUCCCCAACCUGUGAGGCCCCACCCUCCUGCUUUUUAUUCUUCGUCUUCUCCCAAAGUUCCCCGUUCUGGACCCAUUUCCAGGAGAAGAUCCCAAGGACCCCGUGUUUUUACUUCCUCCCAUGCCCCCCCUGCAAUUCCCUUAGCUAUACCCAAUUUGGCUCCAGAAAGUGGUCAGUUUCAACAGCUUGAAGAGUAUCUAACGCGUGUGAAAAAUCCCCAGGCCUAUCCCCAUGCCUACGAUCCCAACUACGCCUACUACAACCCUGCCGCCUAUGGCAUGGGUCAGAUGCAGUACAUGACUCCUCCGUCGCCACAACCGCGCCCCGGUAUGCCCUUUAACCCCCAGGCUCCGUACAUGCAGAACCAGUACCCGCCGCAACCCCCCACCCAGGCGGCUCCUCUGUCCCGUACGCCAUCGCAGGUGUCCAACAACGACCGUCCCAACUCGAGUCUCGGCCAGCCUCAGCCCCCGGCCGGUCCCCCAGGCGCCGGCCACGCUCACAAUGCCAGCCGCUCGUCCAACAGCCCCGCCCCCAACAAGCCUCAAUUCGUCCUUCCCUCGACAAAGAGGAGCCCCAUCGUCAUCAAGGACCCUGGCAGCGGUGCCGUCAAGACUUUCGACACCAAGGGUCCUGGCUCUCCCGCUCGUGCUACACCUUCGCCCGUGAAGAUGGCCACUCCCACUUCCACCCCUCCUCCUCGUUCCAACAACGGCACCGAGCAUCAGCGAUCGGAUAGCAAGGCGACCAAGACGGACGAAGAGAAGAAGAAGGAGCUGAGAGACGCCGUCCGCCAGAAGAUUGAGCAGGAUGAGGCCGAGCAGCGCCGCAAGGAGGACGAAGAGCGCAAGAAGAAGGACGACGAGGAAGCUGCCCAGAAGAAGGCUGAAGAUGAGGAAGCGGCGAAGAAGAAGGCUGCCGAUGAUGAGGAAGCGGCUCGCAAGGCCAUGGAAGACAUGAGCCUGAAGGACAACAAGGACGAGAAGAAGGAUGAGGCAGCAGCACCCAAGCCGGCUGAAGAGCCCAAGCAGGCCCCUGCACCGCCCGCUGACGACGAUGACAUUGACUACGAUGCCAUCGAACGGGAGAUGGCAGAGAUUGAGGCCAAGGAGGCUGCUGCGGAGGCCGACUACUACGCCAAGAAGCAGCGCGAGAAGGAAGAGAAGGAGCGCAAGGAGAAGGAAGACCUCGAAGCGUAUGAGGCCAACAUGAAGAGCGCCGAACGUGAGGCCGAGUCGCUCGAGGAGGAGCGUGAGAAGAAGCGCGAGGCCGCUGAGGGUAAGGAUGGCCUUUCUUCGCUCAAGAAGGCUGCGACCGAGUCCAGCACUCCCGCCGAGAGUGGUGCCUCGACUCCCGCCUCCGAUGUGUCCAUGGGCCCGCCUGGCAAGCCGGCCAGUGCCGCCAAGAAGCCCGCUGCGCUCAAGCUCGAGACCAGCAAGGCUGUCGAGCCUCCUCAACCCAGCGCGGCUAUGAAGUCUCUGCAGACCGCCCGCUUCGUGGCUGAUCUCAGCAAGAUCUCCUACCCUUCGUCGGUCGCCUCUCCCAACCCGGCUCUGAACGCCAGCGCGCCCACGGAACGCAAGUUCCAUUACAACAAGGAAUUCUUGCUGCAGUUCCAGGCCGUCUUCAAGGAGAAGCCCUCCGUCGACUGGGAUUCUCGUGUGCGCGAGACCGUGGGCGACACUGACUCGUCGCGUCCCCAGUCCGCACGCACGCCUAUGACCAGCCGCACUCCUUCUCGGACGGGAGGUAUGCCUCAGCCGUUCCAGAUGGGAACAUUCGGCGCCCCGAACCGCCACAGCUUGCCUCCGAACACCGACCGCAUUGCCAUUGCCAACGCUGCCCGCACUGCUUCGAUGAACAACCCAUUCGGCCAGUUUGGUCGUCCCACUGGCAUGGGCAUGGGUCCCAUUGGUGGACGCACCGGCUCCUCCGGCAUGCCUGGCUCGCCUCGUGUGGGCUCCAACCGCAACAACACCCGCAACAACAGCAAGCGUGCUGAUAAGCACCAGGCCAAAAAGGAAGAAGAAAUGGCCAAGAGCAUGCCGCUCACCGCCAGCAUGGAUGUCAAGCCCCUGCAGGCCUCCAGCAGCGGCUGGAAGCCUCGUAGUCUUGUACAGCCUGCCAGCGCUCAGGCUACCCCUGCCCACAUGCCUCCGGACAUGGUGCAGCGUAAGGUCAAGGCUGCUCUGAACAAAAUGACCCCCGAGAACUUUGAGCGUAUCGCCGGUCAAAUUCUGGAGAUUGUAUCGCAGUCCAAGAUGGAGAACGACGGCCGUACCCUGCGGCAAGUCAUCCAGCUCACCUUCGAGAAGGCUACCGACGAAGCUCACUGGGCGUCCAUCUACGCCAAGUUCUGCAAGCGUAUGCUUGAGACCAUGAGUCCCGAGAUCCAGGAUGAGAGCAUCCGCGACAAGACCGGUGCCGUCGUCACCGGUGGCAGUCUCUUCCGCAAGUACCUCCUCAACCGUUGCCAGGAGGAAUUCGAGCGUGGCUGGAAGGUCAACCUGCCGCCGAAGCCCGAGGGUCAGACCGAGGAGGUCGCCAUGCUGUCCGACGAGUACUACGCUGCCGCCGCUGCCAAGCGUCGUGGUCUUGGUCUCGUCAAGUUCAUUGGUGAACUGUACAAGCUAGGCAUGUUGACGGAGCGUAUUAUGCACGAGUGUGUUAAGAAGCUGGUCGACUACGAGGGUAUGCCUGACGAGGCUGAGGUCGAGAGUUUGACCAACCUCCUGCGUACCAUUGGUGCUAGCUUGGAUGUUUCCGAGAGGGGACACGCCUUGAUGGAUGUCUACUUCAGUCGCAUCCAGAUGAUGAUGGAGACUGAGGGUCUGCCUAGUCGUAUCCGGUUUAUGCUUAUGGAUGUUAUCGAUCUGCGCAAAUCCAACUGGAUGUCCAAGGAUUCCGACAAGGGUCCCAAGACCAUCCAACAGAUUCGCGAAGAAGCCGCCCGCGCUCAGCAGGCAGCAGAGAUGGAGCGCAUGCGCCAGCAGGCUUCUCGCGGUGGUGGUGGCGGUCGUCCCCAGAUUGGCCGCGGAGAUGCUCGCAACUUCUCGUACGGUCAGCAGGCUCCUCCUCCAGACUAUGCUUCUAGCAAGGUCGGUAGCGACGAUCUUCGUCGCCUGCGCACGGGCCGGACCGCCAACCAGCCCAUGUCGUUCGGACCGUCCAGCAUGCUGGGCUCGCGCAGCAACAGCCGUCGGAACCUAGGACCCGGUGGCAACCUGGUCCGUGGCAGUGAGGACAGCGCGGCCAGCAGCCGUACCGGCACUCCUCCGGCCGGCAAGAAGGAGGACAAGGAGGCUGCUUCUUCGAUGAACGCUUUCAGUGCUCUCGCCAGCUUGGAAGACCGUGACAACUUGGCCACUUCUCCUCCAUCGAACCCUACGUCACCUAUGCUCACCAAGGCUCAACCCACAGCUGGCCAACCGGCAAUCCCCCCGUCCAAGGACGGCGGAGCAUCAUAG